Molecule: messenger RNA, 1640 nt
Organism: Erigeron canadensis
Lineage: Eukaryota; Viridiplantae; Streptophyta; Magnoliopsida; Asterales; Asteraceae
Exons: 5
Coding region: 139-1326 (395 amino acids)
Biological process (GO): translation
Cellular component (GO): ribosome
Molecular function (GO): structural constituent of ribosome
Source: RefSeq, a predicted model, not a curated record
AUUCAUUAAAUUGGGUUAGAUGUUCAAUUGAAAAAAGAAAAACCCCUGUUACGAAAGUAUGGUCACGUGGACACGUGAGUGAGCGAGAGGGUUUUCAAGUAGGGUUUUUGCAGCUCCAAAAAAAAAACAUAAUAUCCAAUGGCGGCAAUUCUUCAUUUCCGUCCAUGUCGCCGGCGAAUCCUUCACAGCCCCAUUUCCUCCAUCCAUUUCUAUUCUUCAAAUUCCGAUGACAAUAAAAAAGUCUCUUCACUUGAAGAGAUCCGGAAUAACCUCGCUCAGUUCCGUAACCGUACGAACGUUCCGCCGCCGCCGGCGUCGCCGUCGUCAUCCUCAUCACGACCUCCGGUUGUUUCCUUCCAGGAGCUCUAUAAACGUAACGUCAUGCCGAAAUCCAAUCAAGUUUCCGGAUCACCCGGACCCGGACUAUCCGGAUCCAAACCGGUUUCCUUGGAUUCGAUUCGAUUGAGUUUAAAAAACAUGAAACCGAAUCCGGUACCGUCACCAUUACAAUCUCGACUUUCCGGCCAGAGAAACGAUCUGGGUUUGAAUUUGAAACCGAAGAUCGGGACCGAAAUGCCGGAUUCAUUUAAGAAGAAGGAUGUAAAAUUAUCGGACGAGUGGAAUAAAACGGACUAUGUUAGGCCGUAUAAUUACGGUGAGUUAGGGAACAAGUUGAAGAAUUUGCGGCCAGUGAACAAAAAGGGUAAGUUUUCGAUAUCGGAAUUGAGUGAGAGGUUGAAUGCCAUGAGAGAAGCCGAAGAGAAGGAAAUGAAAAACACCAGUGGCCAAAUGUUUCUUGAUCUUAGGGAAAGCCUUAUCAAGAUAGGCGAUGAAGAAAAAUCUAAAAAGACUCCAGCUCCCAGAGCUAUAUUCGGUUUUGGAGAACAGAGCUUUAUGUUAUCUCCGCCAAAGGAGACCUUGGUUGAAAAGUAUUUCCAUCCAGAUCAUAUGUCGUCUGCCGAGAAACAGAAGCUAGAGCUCAAAAAAGUAAGAGAAAAAUUCAAAAUUUCUGAGUCAGACUGUGGAUCAUCGCGUGUUCAAGUGGCACAGCUCACUACAAAGAUUAAGCAUCUUGCUACAGUCCUACAUAAAAAGGAUAAACAUUCUCAAAAGGGCCUUCAAGCUAUGGUACAGAGAAGGAAGAAACUAUUGAAAUACCUUCAAAGAACAGACUGGGAGUCUUAUUGCUUUUGUAUCGCGGAACUUGGUCUUCGGGAUGUUGCAUAUGACAAAGCUUCCAUAAUUGAUCGACGCCGGAAUGAAAUCAAAAAACUUGAUGAAGGCUCUACAUCCAAGAAAAAAAAGAAAGUGAAGAAGGCUGCUUAGUUAGAAAGAGCCUGUAUUUGGCAUUGAUAAUGUUACCUUACCCUGGCAAGCGGGAUUUUUUUGAAAUUGCCGCUCUUCCUCAUGUUGCAAGACUUGUAAAACUAUCUAAUUUGGAGAAUAAGAAUACACAAACGCUUGCAAAAUAUCAUCUUUUGGAAUACCAAAUCUCCUACUUGACUGACUCAUCUAUCAAGUAUACUUUAGGCUCGUUUAGGAAGGCUGAAGGAUCUUUUCUAAAGUUCGUGACUUUGACUCAUUUGUAACGUAAUGUCUAUUUGGCUUGAUGUUAAAGGUAACGAUUUGUUUCACAUACA